AUGACAAACAAGAAACUCAGCGAGAAAUUGCCGCAGCCAGGCGAAAGCGUUAUCACAAAAAAAGCCGAGUACGAGGUAGUGAGAGCAACCGAAUGUUAUAAAUUUUUUCACUUCUUCCGCAUGCUUAUGUUUGCCCAAGCUGCUUGCGCGGUUCUCUUAAUGGACUGUACGGUGUUACGUGGCGCGCAAACGCUUGGAAGCAAGCAUUUUUGCGAAAUAAUUGAUCGAGGAAAGCAACCUGAUCGCUUCAGAUUUCUUAUCAUGAAACUAGUAAAUUUGUUUUGCAAAAUCUAUUUUCAAAACUUCGACAUUUCAAAUCCAUAUUUGAAAAUUCUGUCAUAGAU
Messenger RNA from Gongylonema pulchrum, 344 nucleotides. Lineage: Eukaryota; Metazoa; Nematoda; Chromadorea; Rhabditida; Gongylonematidae. The record is from the annotation of a GenBank genome assembly.